Molecule: messenger RNA, 971 nt
Organism: Durio zibethinus
Lineage: Eukaryota; Viridiplantae; Streptophyta; Magnoliopsida; Malvales; Malvaceae
Source: RefSeq, a predicted model, not a curated record
UCAGCCUCUUAAACCUAUAAUCUCCAUGGUCAAACCUGAAAUUUUCCCUAUAAAUAACAGUUUCAUGGUCCUAAGCUGAAACAAACAAGCUAAUUGCAUUAUAUCAUCAUUAGUUUCAACAAUGUCUUCUUCAAGAUUUGCCUCCCUUCUUCAUCUGUUAACCUUUGCUUUCCUUCUCCAAACAGCUUUUGGAGUUGACCCUCUCUUCCAUUUUUGUUCAAACUCUGCAGGGAAUUUCACUGCCUAUGACACUUAUGAAGGAAACUUAAACAAACUUACCGGUUACCUCUCUAUUCAAGCUCCUCUCCCAGGUUUUGGCCUCGGCAUUCUAGGGCAGGAGCCGAACCAAGCAUUUGGGCUUGCCCUUUGUAGAGGCGAUGUGUCAACCCCAGAUUGCAAAACCUGUGUUGUUGAAGCAGGCAGUGAAAUCCGCAAACGCUGCCCUUACAACAGAGGUGCAAUUAUCUGGUACGAUAACUGUCUUUUGAAGUAUUCAAACACAGAAUUCUUCGGCCAGAUUGAUAACCAGAACAAGUUCUACAUGUUGAAUUCGAAUUCUGUGAGCGAUCCCGUUUCAUUCAAUCAGAAGACUAAGCAACUGCUAAGUCAAUUGGCCAAUGAUGCUUAUGCAACUCCCAAACUGUAUGCCACUGGGGAGAUGGAGCUGUAUGGAUCACAGAAACUUUAUGGAUUGACUCAGUGCACAAGGGACAUUUCCAGCAGUGACUGUAAGAAGUGUCUUGACGGUAUAAUUGGUGAGCUUCCAAGCUGCUGUGACGGGAAAGAAGGAGGUAGAGUUGUUGGUGGCAGCUGUAACGUCAGAUAUGAAAUAUACCCUUUUAUUAAUGCUUAAACAUUUGGAAAGAAAAAAAAAAAAAAGAACUUCCGUUACUGAAAAAAUGUGAAAAAUUAAUGGAUCAAUGCGAUGACUGUCGGUCAUCACUGAAUAAAUAAAACUUCUGUUACAAUCA